Molecule: messenger RNA, 636 nt
Organism: Papaver somniferum (opium poppy)
Lineage: Eukaryota; Viridiplantae; Streptophyta; Magnoliopsida; Ranunculales; Papaveraceae
Exons: 1
Coding region: 1-636 (211 amino acids)
Molecular function (GO): RNA-DNA hybrid ribonuclease activity; nucleic acid binding
Source: RefSeq, a predicted model, not a curated record
AUGUGCAUGUGUGAUGUUCAAGAGGAAACUCUUACUCAUGUGUUAUAUGAGUGUUGCUUUGCUACAAGAGCCUGGAAUUGGAUAGCUGAUGUGUUCAAGUUACAACCUAAUGCUAACCUUAUUGUUUAUUUUAAAGCAGCAAAAGCAAGGAGUCAUAUUGUCCGUGAUAUGUGGCUUAUUACCAACCUUGUUCUUAGGUCGGAGCUAUGGAAGUUGCGGAACAAGGCUGUUUUCGAGCAUAAAAAGCCUAAUUGGAGUAUCUUUCAUAAGCGCGUUCUGAAGUUGAUACAAGAUUAUUCAAUUCGGCUCAAGGGUCAUAUGAACAAUAGUGAUGAUGAUGUUGUUCUUCUGAACUAUUUUAUAGUUCAGCACCGUAGUGUGAAGUUGCAUCAUCCUGUGGCUUGUUUUUGGUUACCGCCUGAGGCUAAUGAAUUACAAAUUUGUUGUGAUGGAGCGGCGAGAGGUAACCCAGGCGUUGCGGGUGCAGGUGUAGUAGCUAGGGAUGAGCAUUGUUCAGUUCUUGGUGCUAUGAGUAUUGGGCUAGGAGUCACAACGAAUUAUUUAGCAGAAUUGUAUGGCAUUAUUGUUGGUUUGGAGUGGGCUAUGCAAUGGGGUUUUUCUUGUAUUUGUAUAUGA